CCAUCAUUUUUUAAAACUUCCAUUUCCGCUUUCUCCCAAUUCCUUCUUUCUCCUUAUAUAUAUAUAUAUUCCGGUCAUUACCCGGGGCUCCUUGCCGGAGGUUUUACUUUCUCUUUAAUUCUGUACAAAAAUUGAGGAAGAAGAGGACACCAUACAAUACACAGCUAUCCCAAUUCUUUUUCUUUUUCUUUUUUUGGGUUUUUGCCCAUCCCCUGUAUUUCUUAUUCCAAGGUUUUGAAUCUGGGGUUUUCAGAUUCAACCAAGGUGCCUGCGUUUCUGGGUUUUGAGUAUUCGAGCUGAAACUUGUUCCGGUUCUCUAUUCGCCGCUUUUUCUCUAAUAUGGAGAGGUUGUUGGCAGCGCCUUCAGCUGCUUCACUGCCUGACAGGGCCACGAUUGCGGCGGCGCCAUGUGGGUUUGUGAGUUGGUAUGAGGUCUUCGUAUCGAGUGACAGAGGGAGAAGAGAGGUUCAUUAUUACUUGAAGAGCGGCGAUGGGGCCUCAGAUCUGGCCGUCGUGGGGAAGGAGAAGAGCUUGAGACACAUGUCUUAUCAUUAUGCUUUGCAGAAUCGGUUCCUUAAUUCUCUGGGGCUCUUUACCUCGCUCACCAAGCUCAAGUCUCGCAGGGAGGUCGUUGAAUGGCUAAGCUCUGUUGUUUCUGAUUCCCAACGUAAAACAUCACAACCAUCUGAUCGUAUGAUGGACAUAGAAGGUGAAGAUGCCUGCCCGUCCAACAGUGGAUCUAAGAAGGAUUCUGCAGCCGCAAAGCUUGCAAGUUCUGAAUGGCCCUUGGAUCUGUACAAGUAUAUUUAAACUGGAGAAAAGAUUAAUUGGGGACCCUUGUCUUGAUGAUGUUCAAUAUAUAAAAUUGGGUCAAUAUACCAGAGACUUUUCAUGGGUUGGAUGCCCUUGGACUUGUAAACGAAAGCGCAGACACUAUCCAUCAUUCAGCCGCAAUGGUGUUAAGAUCUCGGUUCAUGACUUUGUAUAUGUCUUGGCUGAGGAAGGCAAGCGUCUUGUUGCAUACUUGGAGGAUAUGUAUGAGGACUCUAGAAGCAACAGGAUGGUUGUGGUACGAUGGUUUCACAAAAUUGAUGAGGUUGAUAUUGUUUUGCCCCGCAAUUUUAAUGACAGAGAGAUUUUCUUUUCUCUUUGUCUUCAAGAUCUCAGUAUUGAAUGCAUAGAUGGCUUGGCGACUGUUCUCAGUCCCCACCAUUUUCAGAAGUUCCAGAACGAGGCAAAACACACUAGAUUGGAGCCAUAUGUAUGUGAGAAGCAAUUUGAUAACGAUGACAUCAAAACCUUCGAUAUUACACAGGUCAAAGGCUAUUGGAAGCAAGAAAUACUCAGAUACAUGUAUGCUCUUUCUUCAAAAGCACAUGGCCACUCUCAGCAGUCAGAAGACGACACAAGUGCUGAGAUGAGACCCAGAAAGAGACAUAGACGCUCAAGAAACGAUGACUUGCAAAAUGCUGAGAAGAGACAGCCUGGAAAUACAUCAUCUUCUCUUGAAUUGCGCAGUUCAGGCAACUACUCUGUUGAUUUAAAGAACAGUGACGUUGUUUUCAGUCCCAAAGGAGGUUGUGCUUCUAAAACUUUUAUGGGCAAGGAGAUGAACAAUUCUUCUUCAAGUCAGUUUGCUGUUGCAUCGGAGAUUGAAGUUCUCUCACAAGAUAGUGGUAUUAGAGGGUGUUGGUUCAGAGCUUCCAUAAUAAAAAAGCGUGGAGACAUGGUCAAGGUGCAAUAUCACAAUCUUCAGGAUGCUGACGAUGAAUCUACCAAGCUUGUGGAAUGGCUUUCAGCAUCAAGAGUUGCAGCAGCUGAUCAAUUGGGUCUACGCAUCAGUGGAAGAUUGGUUAUUCGUCCACAUCCUAGUAAGGGUAGCAAUGCUCCCUUAAUUUACAACGUUGGGGCAGUUGUUGACGUAUGGCGGCAUGAUGGUUGGUGGGAAGGAAUUAUAGUUCAGAAGGAAUCAGAUGACAAGUUCCGCAUUUACUUGCCAGGUGAAAAGCAAGAAUUGGUUCUUGGCACGGACGAUUUGAGGCAUUCUCAAGAAUGGUUAGGAAACCGGUGGAUGCAUUUGCAAGAAAGGCCAGAUAUUGCAAUGUCCAUUAUGUCUCGCAUUUCAAAUGAUGGCCUUCCUGAUAAGGUGUCAACUAUGUCGAGCCAAGUUGCUCUUUGUGACCAGAAACAACCAGGGGAAGGUGGAAGUCAACCAAGUGAACUUCGAUCUAACUCCCUUGUUGACAAGGCUAAAGAAUCAUGCACGAUUCCAGAUCUUUCCAAGGAUGGAUUGCUCACCAAAUUGCGGUGGACAGGUUCGAAGAAAAGAAGCCAACCCAGUAGCAGCAGUUCGGGUAAAUCCUUUCCUUCUCCAGUAGCUUCUUCCAGUCCUUGCGAAAGUAGUUUUAUGAUUCCAAGCUCAAUGAAAAUGGAUCAUGAUAACUGCAAGUACAUGGGGGAUUCUUUGUUCAAUUCAUCAGUUGUGCCACCUCUCUCAAGCUUGGUAAUGUCAAGAUGAUUUGAUUUUGGAUAGGAACUGCUGUGGGAUUGUGCCUUCUUUCUUUUUGAUCUUUUACUUUGUUAACAAGUUCAAUUUAUUCUAGUUUUUAUAGAGUUGUGCAUCUAUUGGAUGCUUUCUUUUGUAUUCUAAUUCUACUCUUUUUUCCUUCUCUCACUUUUAGCUAACCGUUGCUUAUGUAAUUUGGUAGCUUAGAAUGUGUUAACCCUAGGGGAAAUCAAUCAGUAUUGUGUCCAAAUCUCUCCAUCUUAAUGCUAUUUUAUGUGUAUAUGAAAAUUAACCUAAUGGCAUAAAAAAGCUAGCCCUUCCAUCUU
Molecule: messenger RNA, 2832 nt
Organism: Cucumis sativus (cucumber)
Lineage: Eukaryota; Viridiplantae; Streptophyta; Magnoliopsida; Cucurbitales; Cucurbitaceae
Exons: 7
Coding region: 716-2518 (600 amino acids)
Molecular function (GO): chromatin binding
Source: RefSeq, a predicted model, not a curated record